Molecule: messenger RNA, 7926 nt
Organism: Branchiostoma belcheri (Belcher's lancelet)
Lineage: Eukaryota; Metazoa; Chordata; Leptocardii; Amphioxiformes; Branchiostomatidae
Product: afadin-like
Exons: 28
Coding region: 190-6255 (2021 amino acids)
Biological process (GO): signal transduction
Molecular function (GO): protein binding
Source: RefSeq, a predicted model, not a curated record
GUAGGAAGUCUGUGGUCGUGGGUGACCCAAUCGAGCCGUUGACGUCCAUUUCCUGCUGGGUCAGUGCGGGCCUAGAUAGCACCACUGUGGGCACGCUUACACGGACUUCCCAGGGAAAAUACUCCAUCCCAAACUUAACUCGGACUUUCACCAGGACUGUUGGGUCCUCAGGGCCUGCAAAGGGAUAACAUGGCGGCUCUAAACAGGGAACAAGAGCGCCAGCGGCUGACUAACAUCAUCCGACAGUGGAAUGCCAACAGACUCGACCUCUUCGAGCUCAGCGAACCCAACGAGGACCUGGAGUUCCAUGGCGUCAUGCGUUUUUUCCACCAAGACACAGACUCGAAGGAGAGAGUCACCACCAAGUGUAUCCGUGUGUCCAGUACGGCUACGACUGCAGCCGUUAUCGAGACGUUGGUGGAGAAAUUCCGCCCAGACAUGCGGAUGUUGACUACGCCUGUAUAUGGCCUGUAUGAAGUUCAUGCAAAUGGAGAGGAGCGCCGUUUGGAUGACAACGAGAAGCCUCUGUUGGUGCAGCUGAACUGGAACAAGGACGACCGGGAAGGGCGCUUCCUGCUCAAGAGGGAGGACAACCUCAACGUUUCCGGUACUGGUGACUACUUUGAAGACAAGUCUGUCAUGCAGAACUUCAAGAGGAAACCCUCCAAGAAAGAGAAGAAAGAGGAGAAGAAGAAGAAAAAGAAAGAGGCUCUAGCUCUGAAGGGCAAGGAGAAUUCUCCUAAGGUAUCCCUUCCCAAGGAUGAUACCCCCACCUCCCCACAAGGCGAGGAGUCUGCAGCAGAGAAACUGUACCAGGAACUGCCGGAAUCCGGUUUCACGCGCUCCAUCUCCAACCCCGAGGCCGUCAUGAGGCGGAGACGCCAGCAGAAACUGGAGAAGAAACUACAGCAGUUCAUGAGCGGGCCAAGCUCAGGUGGCACCCUGAAAGUGUAUGCUGAAACUAUCAAACCAGAGGUGCCCUACAAAACUCUCCUGCUCUCCACCAAUGACACGGCUGCGUUCGUGGUGAAGGAAUCCUUGGAGAAGUACGGCCUAGACAAGGAGGACCCCCUGGACUACUGCCUCGUACAGGUUCAGCUCCCACCAGGCAGUACCACUGUGACCGAGACUGGGGGGUGGGGCAGGGAGUUGAUUCUAGAUGAUGAUGAUUGCCCCCUCCAGAUCCUAAUGGACUGGCCUGCACAGAAAGGCACCCUGGCCUUCCAGUUAAAGAGACGUCCCUCUGACGCCCGUGGACAGAAACGGAAGCCCAAGAAGUCCAAGAGCAGCAGCAAGUCCAGCGAGAGUGACAGUUACCAGGACAUGGGACCUGUACCACAGGACAGGCUACCCUUCAUGGUGGAGCUCAACCCUGAUGGUUCAGAAAUGCUGAAGCCCCGCCUCCACCGCCUACAGCCGAAUGUCACUGAAGUUGGCAGCGAGAGAUCGUCAGCUACAAGCGGGCAGUACCUUCAGCUGUUUUCUCCCAAUGUGAAACCGCGCCACUGUGUCAUCGCCAACAUGGAGGGGGUCGUGACGGUGACACCGACCAACCACGACGCGGAGACGUACGUCAACGGGCAGCGAAUCUACGAGACCACCAUGCUACAGCACAACUCAGUCGUCCGCUUCGGCAAGAUGCACACCUUCCGCUUCUGUGAGCCAGUCCCAGUCAUAGAGAAGUCUCAAGGAGGAAGACCAGACGUGACCCAAUCCUCCCCAAGAAGGGGACCCGCAGAACAGUCCAGCCCCAGCUCAGGCCAGGCCAACUUUGAGACAACGUUUGACGUCGACGGCCACAUCGAGACUGUCACCAGUCCUGUGAACAAGACACCUCCAAGAGGCCUACAAGAGAGGCCAGUUGACGUCCCACCUGAACACAUGCCACCAGUCAGGUCCAACAUCCCCUUUGAGACUGUGCUGCCAGCCUCUAUAGAGUACAGGGACAGCACUGAAGAACAGCUGCUGUCGCAGGUGAUCAGUGAAGUCAAUGGAGCUGCUGUCCAGUUCAAACUGGCCCCGACCUACACCCUGUACAUGGCGGCCAGGCAUCGUAUCGCCUCGGACGCCAGGAACGUCCAGACGGCUGCGGAGAGGCUACACAGGCUGAACUCCAUGACCAUCAGAGUGGCCAGUAUGAUCAGCAGGACAAUUCAGGAGGGCAGUGCCAUUGCGGGAGUCCUGGCCUUCUGGAUGGCCAACGCCUCUGAGUUGCUCCACUUCCUCAAGAUGGACAGGGACACGUCUCGCCAGACACAGGAGGCACAGGGAAUUCUGGGGGAUGCCGUACAGAUGGCAUUCAGGUACCUGGUGCAGUGUAUGACCCGUGAGCUGAGGGCGUCCAUGCCAGCCUUCCUGGACGAGUCUUCAGAGGCAGACCAGGAGGAUGAGGAGUCCCUGACAGAUGAUGGUGACCACAGCGCCCACUCGUCUGAGCGCUCAUUCCGUACCAGCGCCAAGGAGAACCCUGCCCGGAUCAGUGGACGCUGGCUCUCCCCCAACUCUGGCAUGAAGGGGGGCAAACCCAACAUCGGUGAUGUGUUGAACACCCUGUCAUCGGCCAUGUCCCUCCUACGCCGCUGCCGAGUUAACGCAGCUCUGACCAUACAGCUCUUCUCACAACUCUUCCACUUCAUCAACAUGUGGCUCUUCAACAAGGUUGUGAUGGAACCCCACCUGGGCCUGUGUACCCGGAUGUGGGGGCUGCGCCUGAAGCGGCGCCUGGGUAGGGUGGAACUGUGGGCAGAGAAACAGGGCCUGGAGCUAGCCGCAGACUGCCAUCUCUGCCGGGUCAUCCAGGCGGCACACCUACUACAGGCACCCAAACACUCUGCAGAGGACAUUGCCUCCAUCAGCAGCACCUGCUUCAAGCUCAACUCCAUGCAGCUGCGCGCACUGCUGGAACAGUACAGGCCAGACCCUAAUGAACCUAGAAUACCACAGGACCUGAUAGAGAGCGUGGUGUCUGUUGCUGAGAACACGGCUGACGAGCUGACGCGGAGCGAUGGCGGUGACGUGCGUCUGGAGGAGGACUCUGACCUGCAGCUGCCGUUCCUCCUCCCCGAGGACGGGUACUCCUGCGACAUCGUCCGCGGCGUGCCCACAGGACUGCAGGAGUUCCUCGACCCUCUGGUGUCAGCUGGCCUUGUGCGGAUGAACGUCCAUCCGAACGCGCCCGGAGUGUGGACAAUCUACUUCACGCCGGAGGCCCAGGAGGCAGCACGGAACAUGGGCUCCCCGGGAGAACAGAUUCCCAAGGAGAAAUUACGCAGUGUUUCUCAACAGGUACAUCCCGAGGGACACCCUUCUUUUCAAGGCUCGGAACAGAGUCUGCACACCCCUGAAAGUCGCUACCCUCCCACACCCAAGGGUGAAGCUGAGGUCAUCGAUGUGUCCUUCAGCAAGAACAGCUCCGGAAUGGGACUCAGCAUUGUCGCAGCAAAGGGUGCUGGACAGGAUCAACUUGGAAUCUACGUGAAGUCAGUAGUUAAGGGCGGCGCAGCAGACUUGGACGGGCGUUUGGCAGCUGGAGACCAGUUGCUGGAGGUUGACGGGCAUAACCUCGUGGGACUUUCUCAAGAAAGGGCUGCAGCGUUGAUGACACAGACUGGGCAGACUGUAAAUCUCAAGGUCGCUAAACAAGGAGCAAUUUACCACGGUCUGGCCACACUGCUCAGUCAGCCGUCUCCAGUCAUGCAAAGCAGAGUGUCACGUCGCAGCCUCGGUCCCACUGCCCUCAGUCCGUCACAAGGGGGUGAUACCACCCCCUCCAAGACGCGCCCUAAGAGCGAAGAUAUUCUCGCACGCCAUACAAAUCAAGUGAGCACCCCACCCUGGCGAGAAAAAAUGGCACCCGAGGGGGAAGGUUCCGGCACGGUACAGAGGAGGGAGGAGUACCGCUCCUCCCCCCACCUCCACAACACCAAUACGUACAGCCAGAUGUACGGCCAGGGCCGUCCCUCGCCCCAGCAGCAAGGUGGUUACCGGCCGGCGGCGUCCAACCCCAACAUCCAGGCCCACCUGAAGCAGCCGCCACGUGAGGCACCCCGCUCCCAGUCCACCUCCAACCUGGGCUACCCGCAGCAGGCCGAGCCCCGCAGGGUGGGUGAGAUGCGCCGAGGACCGCCCCCGCCGCAGAGGAGCCCCAACACCACCGGCAACUACGCCGACCCGCGCGGGGACAGAUACGGCGCCCCUGACCACCGUAGAGACUAUAUGAACGUAGACCCUAGAGAUAGGCACCCUGCUAAUGAUCAGGACAGGAAUUACGUGGACCAGAGGUACUUGCCUCCAGAGGCUAGGGAUAGGUACGCCCCGGUAGGGCAUGCUAAGGAAAGGUACUCUUCUCCAGACCAACAGGCACCGAGGUACAAUGUCACCUACAGGGCUGAGCCCUAUGGCUCCAAACCAGGCUACUCUGAGUCCCCACCCCCUCCUCCACCACCCCCACCCCCAGAGAACUACGAUGGUGUUCCACCUGACCUUCCACCCCCUCCCCCUGACCCUCGCUACACCGACAGCCCCCCUCCACCACCACCACCCCCUGCUGAAAUGAUGGGCCGGUACCCAGGCGGUCGCCAACAGAGCGACUCUCCACGAGCCAAGCUGGCGGAAACGAUGCGCGCGGCUCCGUACAAUCCUGAACAGCCCAGUCAGCUGAGGCUACGCCCCACAGACGGCCCCCAACAGUACGGCUCUGAAGAAGAGAGGAGGUUCAUGGAGAUACAGGAGAUAGAAGUCGAUGCCGAGAAGCGGAAGCAGCGGAUGAACGGCAACAAAAACUACACGUCUGAGGUGACCUACGUUCUUGAGAAGAGCGACACCCUCUCCCCGUCCCCAUGGGAGAGGGAGAAGAGGGCCUACAUCGAAAGGCAGAUCAACGAGCAGCUGAAGCAGAUGCGAGAGCAGGAAAUUCAGGAGUUGGAAGGCAAGAACUACAGACGACCUGAGGAAGAUGACAGGCUUCGUAAGCUGCGAAUGGAAGACGAGUUCCAGCGGAGGGCAGAGGAGGCAAGAAGGCGAAGUGAAGAAGAAGAAGAGGCAGCGUCAGAAAGUGAUGAGGAGCCUCACCCCAAGCAGCUUGUCCGUGUUGUUGCAGAAGAGGCAGAAGCAGCCAAGCAGCGCAUCAUGGAGAAGGACCACCAGCGCAUGUACGAGGAGGAACGUCGCGAGAUGGAGAGGAUUAAGGAACAAGAGCAUCGUCUCCAACAGCUACAGGCCGAGCGUGACGAGCAGCGUCAGAGGCUCGGACAGAAGAUGGACAAACGUGAGCGCGAGCAGGAAGAGUGGCUGGAGAAGCAGCGCCAGCUACGUGAGCAGCAGCGCAUCGAACAGGACGAAUCCAGGAGACUCCAGGAGCAAGAAGAAGAGCAGAUGCGCCACAGGAAACAGGAGGAGAUCCGCAUCAAGCGUGAGCAAGAUCAGCAAGCUUUACGUCAGAUCCAGGCACAGCGAGAGUCCGAGGAGAAGGCGUACCGCGAGGCGGAGAGGAAACGAAGGGAAGCAGAGUACCUCACCAAACGCCAGAGGGAGCGGGAAAGGGAGCGUCUGAGGCAAGAACGCCAGGAACGGGAGCGCCUGGUUCUGGAAAGAAAGCUUACGUCAGAAACCCUGAUAUACAAGAAGAGGGAUUCAGCAUCUGACCAGAGUUCAGAUGCAUCCUCUCCCACAGCCAGGGAGCACCCGGGCGUCCAGUCCACCCGAGUCAACGCCUACCAAAUCCCACCACCAGAGAAGACCUACAUCGCACCUCCCGCUCCCCCGCAGCGCAAGUCUUCGUACGAGUCCCUGCGUGAAUCGGACAGGUACAACGACAACACAUCUCGACCGUACAACAACUACAACGACUAUGACCAGGAGAGGAAACCGUCACCUCCCUCCAAACCAUCGUACGACUCUCUCCAUCCCCCCUCCUCCACUGCCUCCUAUCAUUCCAGUGCCUCCUCCUCCUCCUCCCCCUCUCAUAAACCAGACGACUUUGCAUCUCCAGCCAACUCCCAAGGUCUAAACACCUACAACACAUCUGUGGCUGGUACUACCCCUGGCAUCAUUGGCGCGCAGGAGGUUUACCGGGACCCGGUCAUGCGCCGAAAAGCCGAAAAGAAGGCCCAGGCCGUCGAGGCAGCAAAGAAAAAACCAGGUCCUGAGAAACUUUCCUUCAAAGACCGCAUGAAAAUGUUUGACCAGGGGCAGACCAUUGAGAAGCCACGUACGUCAAAAUGGCUAAAGGAACAUGCGCCAGAAGCAGUGAAGUAAAGAGUAGCAGUAGGACCAGUGUAGUGGAAAAGCCUUUCUUAUACAUGUAGUGAUGGAAAUGAAGGAUAACUAACAGCAAAUUUAGGUGGAAAGUAAUGUACUGUGGAAUAGUGAUGUUUAUCCCACAAUGAUAAUAGUCUACAAACACUUAUUAUAGCCGGGAAAAUACAUACUAUGACUCACUUCUUGCAUAACCAGAAUCUGAUGAUUCGCUUCAUAGAAAGAAUACAAAUCGAGCUGAAAUGUAAAGACCUCUCUAAUCAUGCAUCUAGGACUAUUCAUAUGUAGUGAAUGAGUGCUUUCAUGAAUGUGGAUGUUCAUAAUAGAUUGGAUGUUUUUUGAAUGAAGUUAAUUUUUCUAUCACAGUGUAGAUUUAGCUGUAGAUUGGAAAAAAACAGAAAAAUUUGCAGAAUUUUUGUACUUUUUACUUCCUGUACAGAAUUUUAUACCUUAAGAGUUGACUGGAGUUGCGGAGUCUUGAAUUCGUAGGUGCUCAGAAGAGAGUAAAGAAAGAAGCAGGCAGUGUUCACAUCGAGACUGUGAUAAAAUAAGGCAUGGUGGUGGCAAAAGCAGAGUACCUCAGACUGUCCCAAGUGUGCCAAACGUCUUGCCUGCUCUAAACUUGGUCUUGAGAAGGGUGCCUCGGGGGGAUGGUGGCAUUACGACUGGAGCUUUGUACAUGUGCGCAAUCAUAGAUGGUUUGCCUUAGCAGACAGCCAUUUGAAUACUGAGACAAACGUUAGGGCUAUACCGAUGUGUGUAUGACAUGUAUUUCAUGCUAGGAUGCUUUUUUUUGCCAUUUGCUCAUUCAAAGAACAUACUGUUAUUGAUGGUAAUUACUAGUAAGGAGUAGGAAAGGAAUUGUACGGAUUGCAUGGAAAUACUUAUUUUACCGUGAAGAAAUACUGUAAGGUCCAAGGUCCUAGCCUGUAGUGAGUUUAGCAUUAACACAUUGUAACCCUGAAACUUCUGCAACUGUAUUACUGUAGACAAGACAGGGAGGCUUGGUACCAUUCACUUCAGUAAGUUUGAAUCUAACACUAGGUGUUAUUUGGUAGUAAGAUGUUAAUUUUGGAUUGAGUACAGAUUUGUGGUAGAUGAAAUUGUGAAAUUUCAUGUAACGGAAGCAUAGAAGGUGUGAUCAUAACGAUUAAGUACAAAAGUCGAUAUUAGUGAACUAAUUGAUGCUCCUGCUGUGGUAUAUAAGAUCUGUCAGAUCAUCAGGAAAGCACCCAACUGGGGACAGCAGUGAAGUUUGAGCUCUUUGAUUUUAAAGAUUUUUUUUGUCAUUUCUUUUUAGAGAUUUUGAACGUACGCAACAGAAGAGUUUUUUCUGUACAGUGCCAGUUGCUUUGUGGUGAACAUCCAUGUUACUAAACGUGGAUGACACCAAUAGCUUUUCUUUCCCUGUAUCAUGUAUAUAUCACUUCAGCGUUUGCUUGUAUGUACACAUUACUAUGUAACUUUCACCGACCGACAGGUUAGCCAUUGGUUUUGCGAACUAUAUUUCACUUUUCCUAUCCAGAUAUAUGUCUAACAUCCAUGCAGAUUGUACUCAUAUACAUGUAUGUAAGCAGACUUGUUUUACUUGUAUCAUCGAUGUAGCAAACCUUUUUUUCUGGGAUAUCCAUAACAACCGUUCUCUCUUGUAAUAAAUCCAUUGACAUAACA